GAACAUAGCUUCACACUACAUUUCACGUACCAUGCUAACUCUGAAUCUCAACUGUAUAUCGUCGGGGAAGCUUCACAGAAGAAUGCGAGAGAGGCUUUCAUGGAUACGCUGUUCAGGCAGAAGACACAAGGCUAAAAUGGCAAGUGCUAUCCAUUUACUCAGGAAGCGGAGGGAGGCCCGCUGAGGCCCGACAUCAAAUGUCUAAGCUUUAAAGGCUUGGUGCUCCAUGUUUAGGGUUAGAGAUUCGCCCGAUCUGCCAGGUCUUUGUCUUUAAGUAAAGACGCGUGCUCGGGCUCACCUCCCCACCUUCGCCAGCUCACCUCUCGACCUACCCAUGCAGACUUCCCAUACGACCAAAGUAAUCUCCAACACAGCGCAGCUAUCGCUUGCCUCUUCGUCGGCGACACACAAGGACGCCGUUGUGCUGCUGCUUGGGCCUCCAAAGUCCAGGGCUGCUGCCCACGCCAGCCAGAGACCUCUCGAAGUCUUCGACUAUUCGCAGCUCCCCCUGCUCCUUCAUUGCUUUCCAAAUGUCACCAUGAUCUCGUGCAGACACGUCCUCUGGGCGCCCUAUGAUAUCUCGCGCGCAUUUCUCACUCCCGCAGACGACGCUUACGCGUACUUUUAUGUUACGCGCCCGAGCCCCCCAGUUACGGAUCGAGACGACCGGUUGGCCGUCCUGCGCGGCAAGACCGACGUGCAGCUGGCGUUGCCCAGAAACGACCUCCUCUUCCGCACCGCGCCGCCGCCGAGCACGCGUCUUCUACCCACGUCCAACGUGCGCAUCGUAGACUUCAGCGUCUUCCGCCUGGCGCCGAAGGACGUGGAGUCGCUGCAGGCCGCGGCAGAUCCGUCGACAGCUUUCCGCGAGGCCGUGCUUCACGUCCGAAACCAAGACACUUUCAAGCCGGCGGGGGACUGCCUUUCCACUAUCGGCACAAGGCUGGAGGACCUCACUGUACGCUGGCUCACCCCGCUCUCCCUAGGCAAGACACACGUCGACGCUCUCUGCGAAGCACUGCACAUUCGGUCCUGCACUUCCCUUUCUUCACUCACCCUUUGCCACACCCUCGUCCCCGGCGCUUCCUCCGCCGUUCACACCCAGUGGCUGCUCAACUUGGCGCUCCUGCAGAGCGUGCCGGCGUGCUCCGUCCGCCGUCUCAGGCUCGUGGUCGUCGUCCCCGGAAACGGCCUCUGCCGCAACAUGUGGGGCCAACUGAAGCAGACGAGGUGGUGUGACCUAGAUGCAGUGCUUCACCGUUUCACCGCUCUCAAGGAGGUCGUGAUUGCCGUUGUAGGGGAAGGGCCGGAGGACAGUGAAGUUUGGCAGGAGAUAGAAUAUUCUCUGUCUAGAGUUGUACCGAAUGGCGUCCGCCUGAGGUAUUGCCAGGGCUGCGUUUUCUAGCCAGCGCACACACUCAUCAGCAUGAGCUUACGACGACUUCGGUUAUUGAUUCACGAAAGAAUCAUCGCAAUAUGUUGGCGUGUGUCCCAGAUACUCGAAUGCUCACAUUUUUUGUUGAUUGGCUGUGCCUUUCCCCUGUAGAUUACUAGCGAGUCGCACUUCCUAGUGAGACAUGUACAAUAGAAGUAUCACAAUAUUUACGAUGCCUUGAUCGCAUGUCUAUUGACCAACAUGUCUUGUGAU
This is a messenger RNA of Phanerochaete carnosa HHB-10118-sp, 1648 nucleotides long. RefSeq lists its product as uncharacterized. Bases 335 to 1405 code for a protein of 356 amino acids. The transcript has 2 exons. The record is from RefSeq and is a predicted model, not a curated record. Lineage: Eukaryota; Fungi; Basidiomycota; Agaricomycetes; Polyporales; Phanerochaetaceae.